Messenger RNA from Parasteatoda tepidariorum (common house spider), 2974 nucleotides. RefSeq names its product homeobox protein DLX-6-like. Gene Ontology annotation, molecular function: DNA-binding transcription factor activity, RNA polymerase II-specific; RNA polymerase II cis-regulatory region sequence-specific DNA binding. The record is from RefSeq and is a predicted model, not a curated record. Gene Ontology annotation, biological process: regulation of transcription by RNA polymerase II. Lineage: Eukaryota; Metazoa; Arthropoda; Arachnida; Araneae; Theridiidae.
UAUGGAGCACAAGAUGGGAGAACAAUAAAUAUAGUUCUCUUUUAAAUAGCCAAGUAAUUUAAAAGAGCCAAUAACUAUUUUCACCGAAUGCAGGAAAUAAGCUAAUAAUCGCUACCUAAAUUUGCCGUCCAUCGGAGAUACAUACAAGGUUAAAAGAGCGUUCACAGAGCCUAGUUUACACAAUACUGAAUCUCUUCAAAUAUCAUUUUCUUGACAAAACCAAAGCUUUCCCUAUGUAUAGCCAGCCUAAAUAAUUGCCCGUGGGGUAGAUACGUCGUCCAAGCCUGUAAAGCGGCCAGAGUUGAUGAUUGACAGGUGAAGGCGGAGUUUAAACGAUCCACCAACCAAUGGUGCAGCUGCAGUAGGCGGAGACCAGGACUAGUCUUUCAUCCAUAUUCAUCCUAACGUUGGAGAGACGUUUUCUCCCGCCGAAGGGAUACUCUUUCAUUUGUAGCGCGAGAGGUAACACGUUCGGACGGCAAGUUUGAAGCUUGAGAGACGAGUAUUCUUACAUAAAGGAGAAGCAAAAAAGAAGAAAAAAAAAGAUAACAAAAAAAGAAGUUGUGUUGUUUUUUAUCCUUCUAUCGUCUCGUGCUCCUACUUCAAGGGCUAAGUUGAAAAUAUUUUUUUGCGUUACGGUGUGCCUUCAAAAGCCGUCACCACGUUGAAUUUCACAGAGUUUUCGGCCCCCUAUUCCAGCAUGGCUGGUGCAGCGGAUGGCCUGGACCAGGACGGUACAAAUAAAUCAGCAUUCAUGGAAAUUCAACAACAGGGGCUUGCGGGUAUGCCCCACCAUGCCCAGGCUUACCCUAUUCGUUCAACUUAUUCUUCGCAACCAUCACAGCACGAGGCAGUAUUCGCCUCAGCCCACAACUCUCGGCCGUUGGGUGCAAAUCCUUUCCCCAUGAACUAUAACCCCCUGAACUCUUCUCUUCAUAAUGCCCAUUCAUAUCCAACUCAUCCGUACCUGGGUUCGUAUCCGGGAAAUGUACCCGGCUGUCCGCCAUGUCCAUCACCUCCAAGGGACGAUAAAUCUCAACUGGAAGAAACGUUAAGAGUGAACGGAAAGGGGAAGAAAAUGAGAAAACCGCGCACAAUAUAUUCUAGCCUUCAAUUACAACAAUUAAACAGACGAUUUCAAAGGACGCAAUAUUUAGCAUUACCAGAACGUGCAGAAUUAGCUGCUUCCUUAGGCCUCACACAAACUCAGGUUAAAAUAUGGUUUCAAAAUCGUCGAUCCAAGUACAAGAAAAUGUUGAAAGCUCAACAAAAUCAGCAAAACAGUCAGCAACCUAACCAACAAACACCGGGAAGUACACCGAAUAUGCAGCAGCCGCCGAACCCCGCAUCAACGCCGCAUACUCCUCCCGAGUCCCAUGAUGCUCACAGCCCGCCAUCAGUGGGCAUCCUGCCACCGAACCCUUCGGCCCAAGGCAUGCCGAAUGCUACCGUCAGCCCUCCGGCCAUGAGCCCGCCUAUCUCCUCAUGGGACAUGGCUUCGUCCAAAGCAGCAACAAUGAACGUUACGAACACCUAUAUGCCACAAUAUUCGUGGUAUCAUAAUACGGACCCUUCUAUGAGUCAACAAAUUCUUACUUAAUCACCUGUUUUUUUAAAUAAAAAAAUGAAAAAAAAACAAAGAAUUGAUAUCAACAAUGCCUCCCCUGUCCCCCCAGUAAAAUUGUCAUCCUGUAUUUGUAUGGAUGGAGUGAUAUUCUUCUUUGAUUUAUCUGGGAAAAGGUAACCGAAAAGCUUUUUUCCAGUUAAAUAGUCGUAUCAUUACCACAUAAAAAGUUACCCAUCUUUAUUUAAUUAAAAAUGGUGCGAUGUUUAACUAAAUAUAAGGAAAAAUGUUGGAGAUUUGCCAGUAUUAACUUAAAUUUCCUUUUAUUUUGUGUGCACAGAAGAAAAAAAAAAGUGUGCAAAAGUCUGUUUUUCUCAUGGAAUUGGGGAAAAUAAGUAUAUGUGAUCGUGUGUGGUUUGUCAAAAGAAGUUGAUGCCUCAUAAAAAGAAUGAAGAUAUACGAAAAUCAUACAAACGCGUACAAAUAUUUGCAAACAAUUACUCCUUGCAAAAGCCAUGACUGUGAACCAAGCCAUGACUUCAUCGUCCAUUGCCAUCUCACGGGGGGCUGGAUUGGCCAGUAACUUCGUUUAUUCUUUUUAACCGUCACAUUGGAGCCAAAUACGUAAACAUUGUUUUUAUUAUGUUAUUCAUAAGUGUUUCAAUUUUGUUUUCAUUCCUUUAUCGGAUCGAUAUUUCAUUAGGCAGGUUGAUGAGAUUCGAACAUUUAUUUGUUCGAGAAGGGUGGGUAAGUUGAUUUAUUGUAAAUUCCAGAAAAAAUGAAUCAAUUUGAAUGGAAUAAAUAUAAAAUAGUAAAAAGACAAUUUAUACACUAUUUUUAACAUUGAGACGACGUAAUGUUACUGAUAAUUGCUAUAUUGCUUAAAUUUAUCUGAAAUAAUUUAAUAUUUUUUUUAAUGUACUAUUUAAAUUAUUACUUAAGUUCUAAACAUAUGAAGAUUAGACUUAAGCUAAAUCUGAUUAUUAAUGACCUGAUGAGAGAAGUUUAUUUAAAUACAGCUUAAUUCUCUUAAAUGGCACUAUUUGACUUUAAAAUGCAAUAUUUUUGAAAUAAUCUCUAAAAAUUUAAAACAGUUUUAUUACAUUAAAAGAAUUGCUUUUAUUCAAAGUAAUAUCCACUUCUGUGCAAAGUGAUGCUGCAAAUUUUAUUAAAAAAAGUAUGUAUCAAUUGAUGUUAUAUAUGGAGUUUAUAAAAAAAAAAGUGAUUUUGUAAUGUGUUGUAAUUAAAUCUCAUGUCAAGUGGAAUUUUCCGAUGGUUUUAUAAAUAUCAAAAAAAAAAUUCUGAUUUCAAAUUUGAAAUGAAUGUAAAUAAGAAAUCAGUCUGUACAUAUCAAUUGUAAAAUUCAGAAAUUACUCAAAUAUCAGUAAUAAACGUCUUAUGGAAAACUUU